AUGUCAACAUUUGGUGCAGCUAUUACUCCAGUAUACUAUAUGAAUAGAAUUAUAGGGCAAGCUCCAUAUUCCCGGAAUAACAAUGUCUAUCGCCCCAAUCGCUGGGCAGCUAUUUACACAGUUUUAUUGAUGUUCUCGUACUGGAUGACUUUUGGUACAGCAGUUCAAAGAAGUAUUGAAGACACUGAUGGUGAUUUAACGAUAAAAACCUCAACAACCUAUUUGCAAAUAUCAAUUGGGUGUGCGACGCAAACCGUGUGUUGGUUAUGUGCAAUUUUUCAACAAAAUUUGAUAACGAAUUGUUACAAUCUUAUGAUCUUGGUAGAUGAGAAGUUGAAGAAAAUCGCGCCUGAUGCAAAAUAUCAGUCAACUGUGAAACAAAUGUUAAUUCAGCAAAUAGUUGUUUGGGGCAUUGGAAUUGGUAGCUGUGCUUUGGUGAACAUAAUUUCCAUUCUAAAUGGUUAUUUCACGGCUGGCGUUAAUUGGCUAACUUAUUACGGACCAUUGAGUGGUUUGUGGGCAUUUGUCUCCUUAUACACAAACUUUACAAAUGCACUUCGCAAGCGAUAUAAAGUUAUCAAUGAAAAAAUGGAGGAAUUCAAUAAACCCAGGAGGAUAUGUAGACAGAAAAUCGACUUCCUAAGCAGUAAUAUUAUUCAGGUAAGACCGAUUACGAAAACAGUAUACCUGCCUGAAACGAAAAUUGCAACUCCGUUGAAAGGAAUGAAAGUAAAUAAAGUGAGUGCUAUUGAAAACCAUGUACAAAUGAUAGAUUCAUCAGUUCUACAAAUAAUGGGCGAGAUACAUCAUAAUUUAUGUGAAAUAUCAAAGAAAAUAAUGCAUGCACUUGGCAUACAGAGCUUAGUGACAAUAGCUUUCAUUUUCGUGACGACUACAUGUCAAAUGUUCUAUCUUCUUGUACUAACAGAAUCUAAAGGCGCGCUAUCUUCUACUUGCAGCACUAUAUGGCUGCUUUUGUAUGUUCUACCCCUGAUUGUCUUAUGUGGAACAUGCCAUAUGUGUGCAUCAGAGGCCAAUGAUACUGGCAACAUUCUACAUAGUAUUAAGAACUAUGGCAGCUAUGAUGAUAACUUUCGAACAACGGCUACUUUGCUGUCAUUACAGUUUAUACAUCAUGAAAUAAAUUUUACAGCAUGUGGUUUCUUCAACAUAGAUUUUACAUUGUUGCAAGCGAUAUUGGGAGCAGUAACCACAUAUCUAGUAAUCUUGCUUCAAUUUAGUGCAGGAUUAAGUAAAAAAGCAGAACAUGAUCAUGAAUAA
Molecule: messenger RNA, 1281 nt
Organism: Ctenocephalides felis (cat flea)
Lineage: Eukaryota; Metazoa; Arthropoda; Insecta; Siphonaptera; Pulicidae
Product: gustatory receptor for sugar taste 43a-like
Exons: 6
Coding region: 1-1281 (426 amino acids)
Biological process (GO): sensory perception of taste
Cellular component (GO): dendrite; axon; neuronal cell body
Source: RefSeq, a predicted model, not a curated record